AUGGGAGAUACGAAUCAAGAUGAUAAAAAUACCAAUGAAACGGCCGAUAAUGCACCAGCAAAAAAGAAGGAUUGGACUGCCGCUGAUCUUGUUAAGGUGACAGAAUAUACCGAUGAAAACGACAAUGGAAAGGAAGUAUCCAAUGAAAAGCUUGAUAGCCUAAUUAGUGGACCUCAAGCGAGCAAGAAAGCUGUAAAUAUUAGGAAAGAAGAUGUGCAAAUGAUCAUGGAGGAAUUGGAAUUGCCAAAAAUAAUUGCUGAGAAAAAACUCAUUGAACAUAAUGGUGAUGUAAUUGCUGCCACUCGAGACUUAAUGGGGUUCUAA
Molecule: messenger RNA, 324 nt
Organism: Dracunculus medinensis (Guinea worm)
Lineage: Eukaryota; Metazoa; Nematoda; Chromadorea; Rhabditida; Dracunculidae
Source: the annotation of a GenBank genome assembly